Trichomonas vaginalis G3 is the source of this 1203-nucleotide messenger RNA. RefSeq names its product glycosyltransferase family. Bases 1 to 1203 code for a protein of 400 amino acids. Lineage: Eukaryota; Parabasalia; Trichomonadida; Trichomonadidae. The record is from RefSeq and is a predicted model, not a curated record. The transcript has a single exon. Gene Ontology annotation, molecular function: glycosyltransferase activity.
AUGUUUCAAAAACAAAGCAUAGCAAUCUUUCUAAUUCUUUUCUUCAUCUUUAAUGAAGUGAUGGUUAUGUAUCCUAUAACAAGAACCAAAUUUGGAUAUGCAUUGUGGGAAAUUAACGUUAGAUAUAAAGCUCCCAAAUCAAAGUUUAUUUCUUUAUUCAAGUUAAAUCAAACUUUUACCAAUAAAAGAAAGGAUUUAGUACUGUUCUACGGAGAAAAAAUGAAAGAUUUCGUUCCCCAAAUAUUACCAAUAACCGAUUUUUUAAAUGAUCAAUCUAAUCACUUCCAUGGCAAUUUUGUACGUGCAAAAAAUAUGUACGUAUCAGGAGGAUAUAUCAUAACAGACGGAAUUACGAUUUAUCAACUACGAGACUGUACUGGAGCAGAUUUUAUGUUUAAAAAUAAUCCAGGUAGAGUGAUUGGCCAUUACACGGAUGUUUUAUUGGUCGGUCAUGUAGCUACAAACAUAUUUGCACAUUUUAUCAAUGAACUUAUGAACCCGACUCUUCUCUUCCCUGAAGAAAUCCGAAAAAAGUCGCAUCUCGUAGUUAAAGGGCCUCCUAAUAUGUGGAAAGAUAUUACAUCAUUGUUCGGAUUUGAAGGAAGAACAAUUCUUCUUACAAAUAGCGAUUGGAUAUAUUGCGAGAAUCUUUAUACGAUAAUUGAACCAAGUCCUCACGGAGGAUUUUACGGACCUGCACUAUAUCACCUUCAUGGACUUUUUAGAGAAAAAUUUAAUCUGACACAUAUAGUUCCGACCAAAAUUGGGUUUUUGAAUAGAAAAGGCAAGCUAAGGAUCAUAUCUAACUAUGAUGUUUUAAUUGAAGCCGCAAAAAAGAAAUAUCCAAAAGAAAUCUUCUUUUCUAUUCCAGAUACGUUAGUAGCAUUUGAAGCUGCUAAGACAUAUGCAUCAUGCAGAAUACUUAUGACAGUCACUGGCUCAUCUUGUAUCAAUGUUAUUUAUAUGGCUGAGAAAACAUGUAUAAUUAAACUCACCAGCCCUACAGUUGAUAUGUGUAAUAUCAUUGUGCCGAAUUCUCUGAAUAUCUAUCAAGUUAAUCUGUAUUAUCCAACAAUGUCAAUGUAUUCUCCAUCAGUAACUGCUCUUGAUAUUAAUGAGUCAUUGAAAGCAUUAGAAUUGGCCUUUUAUGUCACAGAACAUAACAAAUGGCCAACAAUCAAAGAAUUCAAAUUUAUUAUGUAA